AUGAACAAGAUCCGAAAGUUUUUCCGAGGAAGUGGGAGAGUCCUGGCAUUUAUAUUUGCAGCUUCUGUCAUCUGGCUGCUCUUUGACAUGGCAGCUCUCCGCCUCUCAUUCAGCGAGAUCAACACUCAGAUCCUGAAGGAAGACAUUGUUCGGAGGGAGCGGGUAGGGUUCAGAGUUCAGUCAGACCAGGUAAAGAGCCUUGACAGCAGCAGGACAGAGAUGAAGCCCCCACCAAAGGGACACGGGAAGGGCAUGUGGGGCAAAGAGAAUUUUAGGAAGACUGAGGAGAGUAAGCUCAAGGUCGAGGAUGAUUUGGACCAAACCCAGAAGGAAAGAAAAGUACAGAACGCCCCGGGAAGAGGCAAGGUUGCACCUUUGUGGCAUCCUGCAUAUAGGCAGACUCACCCAGUGACUUUUACCAAGUGGGAGACAGAGGGGCGAGACAUCCGACCUGCAGUUUCCUCUCACCCCAUGACACCAGAGCAAACGACAGCUCAGGGGCUUGAGAAAACUCCACUCAUCGCAGCAAGGGGAACUCCACUGGCCAAAAUAUCUGUGCACACAGGACCUGUCAGUAUGAACAAGCAGGGCCCGAAGAGCCAUGGUCUCAACAGUGACACAUCAAAGCAAGCAGCUGAGAGGUACCCGGAUGUGACCACCAGUCUUAGUAGAUCAAAGCAGCAGUACCAGGCAGGGGUAAAUAAAAGGACCUACUCUGCCAGCCCACCAGUGCCAAGACCCAGGGAAGCCAUAGCCUUAAAUAAAACUGAGACUCAGAGCAAAGAACUGAAUGCAAAUAAACACAAAGCCAAUAAGAACCUUACCUUUUCCAAGUUCAUUGCCAAUGCAGAUCGCUUAAAGAAGCCAUCUAUUAAUAAGAUACAGUGGGGAGGCUUGCUGAAGGAUGACGGAGGCAAGGUGGCUGAUGGGAAGAAACUCAGUUUGUCCGAAAGCCAUGUUGUAAUUAUAACCAAGGAGGAGGAGCUAAAGACAGACACCAAAGACGUCCCCAAUUCCAACACCACAACUACAUCUACUAUAGUAUCGGGCAAAAGCCAAGAGAAACACAUUGGCAUGAAGAGCAAUGAGGCAUCUUUCUCUUCACUUGCUCUACAGAGAGCAGCAGUAUCUCAAACCAGUCAAGCCUUAACUCGGGGACAGGAGCUAGGAAGGACCAACUUAACUGCCAAGACCCGGCCUGCACGACUCAACCAAAGUCAGACAAAAGCCCUUUCACCUGAAGAUGACGGAAUGCACCGUGUGUUAAGAAUUGAUGUGACGCUUUCUCCAAGGGACCCCAAAGCUCCAGGUCAGUUUGGACGUCCAGUCGUUGUUCCCCACGGAAAAGAGAAGGAGGUGGAAAGAAGAUGGAAAGAAGGAAACUUCAAUGUCUACCUCAGUGAUUUGAUCCCAGUGGACAGAGCCAUUGAAGACACGAGACCUGCUGGGUGUGCAGAGCAACUUGUUCACAAUAACCUCCCAACCACCAGCGUCAUCAUGUGCUUUGUGGACGAGGUGUGGUCCACUCUCCUGAGGUCUGUGCAUAGCGUUCUCAACCGCUCUCCUCCCCACCUCAUCAAGGAGAUUCUACUAGUGGAUGACUUCAGCACCAAAGACUACCUAAAAGAUAACUUGGAUAAAUACAUGUCUCAGUUUCCAAAAGUUCGGAUUCUUCGCCUCAAAGAGAGACAUGGCUUAAUAAGAGCCAGGCUGGCAGGGGCACAAAAGGCAACAGGUGAUGUGUUGACAUUCUUAGAUUCUCACGUGGAAUGUAACAUUGGCUGGUUGGAACCUCUCCUGGAAAGAGUUUACUUAAGCAGAAAAAAAGUAGCCUGUCCAGUAAUUGAAGUCAUCAAUGAUAAGGAUAUGAGUUACAUGACAGUGGACAACUUUCAAAGAGGCAUAUUUGUGUGGCCAAUGAACUUUGGUUGGAGAACAAUUCCUCCAGACGUUGUUGCAAAAAACAAAAUUAAAGAAACUGAUAUAAUAAGAUGUCCCGUCAUGGCAGGUGGAUUAUUUUCUAUUGAUAAAAAUUACUUUUUUGAACUUGGAACAUAUGAUCCUGGGCUCGAUGUUUGGGGUGGAGAAAAUAUGGAGCUCUCUUUCAAGGUGUGGAUGUGUGGUGGUGAAAUUGAGAUCAUUCCCUGUUCCCGAGUGGGACACAUAUUCCGAAACGACAAUCCCUACUCCUUCCCCAAAGACCGGAUGAAGACGGUGGAGCGGAACUUGGGGCGGGUGGCUGAGGUCUGGCUCGAUGAGUACAAGGAGCUCUUCUACGGCCACGGGGAUCACCUCAUAGACCAAGGGUUAGACGUCGGAAACCUUACCCAGCAGCGGGAACUUCGAAAGAAGCUAAAAUGCAAAAGCUUCAAGUGGUACUUGGAGAAUGUUUUUCCAGACUUGAAGGCUCCCAUUGUGAGGGCGAGUGGUGUGCUUAUUAAUGUGGCCUUGGGUAAAUGCAUUUCCAUCAGAAACACCACAGCCAUUCUGGAAGACUGUGAUGGGAGCAGCAAGCUUCAACAAUUUAAUUACACCUGGUUAAGGCUUAUUAAACACAGAGCGUGGUGCUUAGCUCCUGUGCCUGAUAACGGGGCCCUGAGGCUGCACCUUUGUGAUAACAGAAACAAAGGGCUAAGAUGGCUGCAUAAAUCAACAUCAGUGGUCCGUCCAGAACUGGUGAAUCACAUUGUUUUCGGAAACCAUCAUCAGUUGUUAUGCUUGGAAGGAAGUUUUACUCAGAAGACCCUGAAAGCUGCUCCUUGUGACCCAGCAAAGCCAAAUCAAAAGUGGAAAUUUGAAAACUAUUAUGAAGACUGA
Budorcas taxicolor (takin) is the source of this 2817-nucleotide messenger RNA. RefSeq names its product polypeptide N-acetylgalactosaminyltransferase 5 (gene GALNT5). Bases 1 to 2817 code for a protein of 938 amino acids. Lineage: Eukaryota; Metazoa; Chordata; Mammalia; Artiodactyla; Bovidae. The record is from RefSeq and is a predicted model, not a curated record. The transcript has 10 exons. Gene Ontology annotation, cellular component: Golgi apparatus.